This is a messenger RNA of Thermothielavioides terrestris NRRL 8126, 925 nucleotides long. RefSeq lists its product as uncharacterized. Gene Ontology annotation, cellular component: nucleus; spliceosomal complex. Gene Ontology annotation, biological process: mRNA splicing, via spliceosome. Bases 140 to 586 code for a protein of 148 amino acids. The transcript has 2 exons. NCBI's taxonomy places the organism in Eukaryota, Fungi, Ascomycota, Sordariomycetes, Sordariales, Chaetomiaceae. The record is from RefSeq and is a predicted model, not a curated record.
CUCCAAGCUCUCCAAGAAACAUUCUACAUCGAAUCACGCCCUACUUUGCGCGCCCAAUCCCUCAGCGUCCCAACAGCGACUCUCGCCCCAGGGCAAAACAACAAGAAGCCAAGCGACACCGCCGAAAACAGAACUCGCAAUGCCCGCGAUCCGCCCGGCAUCGAAGCGCAAGCCGCCACCGGACGGCUUCAGCGACAUUGAAGAGGACCUGCUGAUCUUCAGCAACAAGAUGAAGGACGCGCAGAACACGCCGACGGACAACAUCCCCAAGAACCAGGCGCAGUGGCCCAUCUUCCAGAUCGCGCACCAGCGCAGCCGCUACGUGUACGAGCUGUACUACGAGAAGGAGGCCAUCAGCCGGCAGCUGUACGACUGGCUGCUCAAGAACGGCUACGCCGACCCGCUGCUGAUCGCCAAGUGGAAGAAGCAGGGCUACGAGAAGCUGUGCUGCCUGCGCUGCAUCCAGACCAAGGAGACCAACUUCAACUCGACGUGCAUCUGCCGCGUGCCGAGGGCCCAGCUCAAGGAGGACCAGGACGUGCAGUGCGUCAGCUGCGGGUGUAGGGGCUGCGCUUCGACGGAUUGAGGGAACGCAAUUUUUUCUAUCAAACUACCUCGAUUUGGGGACUUGAUGGGGAGACGGCGAGGGAGGGGGGAGUCUAAGGCUAAUGAUACCAAUCUGUUCUCUUUGGUUGUUGGAAGGGUGUGACGGAGACUGGACGACUCAAGACGGAGACGGGAUAUUUAGAGCCAGGUUGGCUGGCGUCUACAAGUCUACGCGGUAAUGCCGCUCAAGAGAACUAUCGGUAUUCAGCCAGUAUGUUCACCUCAAGACCUGCUGCCCAGUUUGUUGUGCCCAUCCUGUUCGAUGAUGCUCAUACGACCCCAACGCCUCGCUAGAUAAGAACGCUGGUCACCGCUUCGC